AAAAUGGGUGGAGAGCAAGGCGUACGCCCAGACUUUUCUUGCGUGCUUGCACGCCUUCUCCUAUCUCACCUCCUGAGAAGAAAAGGUGCUGACAUUUCAUCGUUUGCAUGGCGCCGAAAGAAAACGCAUUGGCAUAGCGGUGAGAUUCUAACGCGCCGUAAACACACAUUAGGGGGACCAUAUUGUCUAGCGUUGCGCUUGGCUGGGCCUAGUCAGGCACCGUCGUUGAAAGAGGGCACUGGCUCGUCAUUCCAAAUGGCGACCAGAACAUCAACAACUCUGGCAGCUGUUGGCGGAAAAAGGGCCACUAGAGCGCUGACACAUUCGUAA
Messenger RNA from Bipolaris victoriae FI3, 330 nucleotides. RefSeq lists its product as hypothetical. The record is from RefSeq and is a predicted model, not a curated record. The annotation marks the transcript as partial. NCBI's taxonomy places the organism in Eukaryota, Fungi, Ascomycota, Dothideomycetes, Pleosporales, Pleosporaceae. The transcript has a single exon.